Osmerus eperlanus (European smelt) is the source of this 2899-nucleotide messenger RNA. RefSeq names its product ankyrin repeat and SOCS box containing 6 (gene asb6). Gene Ontology annotation, biological process: intracellular signal transduction. NCBI's taxonomy places the organism in Eukaryota, Metazoa, Chordata, Actinopteri, Osmeriformes, Osmeridae. Bases 549 to 1847 code for a protein of 432 amino acids. The record is from RefSeq and is a predicted model, not a curated record. The transcript has 6 exons. Gene Ontology annotation, molecular function: protein binding.
AUAGCAUCGGAGAUCGGGGCUUGUGCUUCUGCAUGGCACAAAUAGGUAGUUCCUAAAACUAAAGAAAGAGUCCUGGACCUACCACCUAAUUGUCCACAAAAAUUAAAUAGUCAAAUAUAUUUGUUCAGAAAUUGCAAUCAAAAAUGCUAAACUACAGGAUAUUUCCAGACCUUUAUUUUGAAAGUCCGGACUUGCUACCGGAAGAGAGUUUUGUGACGCUAGGCUCUCACGGAAAAGGCAAAACAUGUCGAAUAGAGUGUUCUUAGAUUGUGGUUUUUUAUUAAGUAAUACAAAACGCAUGCAAAAACUGUUUUCUCAGUAAAGGAUAACUAGCCAGGUCGUCGAUAUCAGUCGAAAUAAUAGCUAACUUGACUUCGGUAGCGUGUCCAACCUUCACUAACUAACGGUGCCCAACAGUCUUGACAGUUGUCUGACAAUUCCAGAUAAGUAUUAUCUCCCGAGCAUAGCGAACUGGGCGCUUUCUUGACUUUUCUGUGCGGCAAGAGAGGGCUGUGCAUUACUCGGGACCUGCAGCAUGCCUUUUCUCCAUGGCUUUCGAAGGAUCAUUUAUGAGUACCAGCCACUGGUGGACGCUGUGCUGUGUAUUGUGGGUUUGGAAGAAGGAGCCAGCGCUGUGGAGAGGUGUCCCAAAAAACGAGGAUCGCCUGUGUGACUCGCUAGCGGUGCUUUUGGAGAAGGAGUCUCAGUCGGCGGUGUUUGAGGAAGGCAUCAGCUAUGCUCUGUUCAAGGUGUCGGAGAGAGGACUGGCUUGUGCCGCGGAAGUCUUGCUGCGCUACGGGGCCGACCUCAACUUUGAAGACCCCGUGUCCUACUACACGCCGCUGCACAUCGCCGUGUUGAGAAACAGACCAAACAUGGUGAGGAUGCUGGUGCAACACGGGGCUGACGUUGACAAGAGAGAUCGGAUUCACGAGAGCAGUCCCCUGGAUCUGGCCAGUGAGGAGUUGGAGAGACUGGCCUGUAUGCACAUGCUGCUGGACAUGGGAGCAGAUGUGAAUGCCCGAGACAGGAAUGGGAAGACGGCUCUGCUCCACGCCCUGGCCAGCAGUGAUGGACUCACCGUCCGUAACGCCGACAACAUACAGCUCCUCCUUCAGAAAGGUGCUGACGUGCACGCCGCCAUGCUGGACGGGGAGACGGCCCUGUCCUCCUUGGUGUUCCUGGUGAAGGAGGCCCUGGAAGCCAGCACGGAGGACGCAGCCGAGAUAGGCCGCUUCUGCCUGAGGGCCUCCAGGCUGCUGCUCUCCCACGGGGCCGACCCCAGCUGCUGCCUGGGGGCCCUGGAUGAGGACGGAGAGCCCUCCCUGACCCAGACCAGCCUGGAGCACUUUGACCUGCUCUUCCCCCUGGCGGUUCUGCUGCUCCAGAGCGGCGCAUCCUUCCACUGCCCGCGCCACGGCGCCGCCUGCUGGACAGGCUACAGCCUGGUCCUCCGGAGGCUCCACGCCUCUCUGGAGGGGUGCUCGGAGGCAGGCCAGGAAGCGGAGCUCCUGGAGCAGGCGGAGGUCUUGCUGGAGCUGGCCCGGGCGUCCUCCCCCAGACUGGUCCUCCCUGCCUGCCUGGAGCUUCCAGAGCCGGGGCAGGACCCCCACGCUGACAGCCUGCUGGACCUCCAUGGGCGGGUGAUGGAGCAGCAGGCCAGUCCUGCUCCCCUACGCGGCCUCUGCAGAGCCUAUAUCAGGGGACGCCUACAGCCCAGGGCCCUGGAGGAGAGGGUCGGGGCUUUGCCCCUGCCUGACAGGAUGAAGGACUUCCUGCUUCCUAAACCCCCCCUCAGCUCCAGGUCUGGGUGGGACAGCUUCAAGCCCCACAGUGCCCUGCGGUGAUGAAAACGUCCUUGUGUUUACACGAGCUGUAUUAGCAUCCGUUGUGCUAGCAUUUGUCUGUCUGCUAGCAUCUGGGCAGGGAAGGGAAGCUAACUGUGAGGCUGUUAUCAGCAAUGCUGUGGUUCGUCUUCUAGAAAACAUCAGUUGUUGCCAUUGAGGCCUUUUAUUUCUUACAUUUGAAAGUGCAAUUGUGUGUUUGGUCUUUGCCAAAAUGUAUGUAUAUGUUUGCCUUAAUGUACAAGAUUGUUUCCCAGUGUAAACCGCCAUACAUUAUUUUCUGUGACAUUAUCGAAAGUAUCAAUUCAAUAAGAUGCAAUCUGUGUGUUUAGUAAUUUAAAAUCAUGAAUCUGAAGUAUUUAAAUUAUUGUCACUAGAGGGCAGUGUUUCUCUGGUAUUAAACACAUCUGACACAACUUCCAACCAACCUCACAUUCCUCAUCCUCCCCGUCCCACUCAGCAAUAACAGCCCAUUUUGUUAGAUUUCCGAUGGGCUAAAUUGAUUUGAUUUACUAAGCUUAAUCUGAGAGAAAUGUAGAUUGUGGAUGUUAUAUACACACACACGCUCCUCAGCUCUCUAUGAGAGGUGCUGUCUUUUGAUAUAAGGAAUGAUAGUGGUGCAACACUGAUAGCUAGUUUCAGGGGCGUAUAUGCUUGAUUAAACGCUUUCUGAAAGAUCUUCCCCCACACUUUUUAUGAAGGGAAAUGAUAUUCAAUUGAAGUUAUCCUCAAUUAUAUAUAUAUAUUUUUUUUAAAGGUGUCGCACCCACAUUUGAAAACCAAUCUGUGCCCCUGGCUAGUUUCAAUGUGCUGCACCAUAAUGACACUAAUAGAUGAGAUAUUACACAAAUAAUAUCACUAACAAGGGUUUGCCUCAAUCUUCAUGCUUACGGAAGCACAAUGAGAGUGAACACUCACAGAACAACAUGUCCUGUCUACGGAAUUUGGAGUUCUGCCAUGAGCCCUGGACUUCCCCUGCUUGUAGGAACAGCACCAGUCUGAGCUCCCCCCCCCCCCCCCCCCCUCUUCCUGUGUUCCUGCCCAGGCCUGAAGCA